UUAAUUGAUCGUUAAAUCGUCUCUCCCUGAUCUCUCCAAUCGCGUCAUCUCCCCCAUUUUUCUCCUUCGACCCGACGUUGAAUUCCCCUAAUUUUUCCACCAAUUGAUUACAAAUUGCCAAUUAUGAGUCCUGUUUGAGCUAAUUGGUUGUGAGCUUGGAGCUGCAGAUACCGGUGGACGGUGAUAUCGAUGGAGUAAUGUGGUGAUCUAGGGUUUGGAGAAGGGGCAUAGGAAAUGUCGGGAGUAGGUAUGGAGAAAUUCGAGGAGUAUUUCCAGAAGGCGGAUGCGGAUCGCGACGGCCGGAUCAGUGGAGUUGAGGCGGUGGCUUUUCUGCAGGGAUCCAAUUUGCCCAGACAAGUCCUUGCGCAGAUAUGGAUGUUUGCUGACCAAAAUGGCACUGGCUUUCUCAGUCGUCCUGAGUUUUAUAAUGCUCUUAAGCUUGUUACAGUGGCUCAAAGCAAGCGAGAAUUGACGAGAGAUAUUGUUAAGGCAGCCUUAUAUACUCCGGCUUCUGCCAAAAUCCCACCCCCCCAAAUAAAUGUACCUGCUACACCUGGACCACACCCAAGCCCAGUGGCUGCUUCACCUUUGACACAGGUCGGUGCAACUCCCCAGCCAUCUUCUCAAAAUCUUGGAUUCAGAGGACCUGUUCUUCCUACUUCAAGCUUUAACCAUCAAUCUGGAACAGUUCUGUCAACUUCAGGCAUGAACCAACAACUUAGACUGGUGCCUUCUCCUACUGGCAUGAACCAACAGUUUGGGACGGGACCUUCAAGUAUGGGAGUGAACCAACAGCUUUUACAGGGACAGCCCGCCAGUCCAUUGAACCAUCAGUAUGGCCAGGUUCCCCCAAAUACAAACGUGAACCCACAGUUUUUCCCCUCACAAGGUAGUCAGAUGAGACCGCCUAUAUCCAUGCCUACUGGUCCUGCUUCACGUCCACCUCAGGCGGCUAGUGGUCCAUAUAUUUCUGGAGGCAUGACUGGCAUUGGCCUUCCAAACACAAAUAAUGGUUUGUCAGUUGGGUCUUCCGUUGGACCUGCUACACAAGUCUCGGAUAGAGGAGUUAAUUCAUCCAUAUCAUCAGUUGCUCCAAAUUCCCAAGACCCACUUGCAUCCUUCCCAGGUGCCAAGGAUCCUAAAGCAUCAGUUGGUUCAGGUACUGGGCCUAAUUCAUCUGCCAUGUUUUCUAGUGACCUGUUCUCUGCAAAUCAGUCUUCAUCCCAAAAAGUUUAUUCUGCUCCACUACAACCUACAAGUAGCCUGCCUACAUCUUCUGCUGUUGACCCUGUUAGUUCGAGUGCCCAGACUUUGGCUAAGUCUGAUCCCUUUGAAGCUUUACAGAGCACUCUCAGAAAACAACCUGCUGCAGUUCCGGCUGCACAGACACAGUAUGUCCCCAAGCCUAAUCAGCAGGCUCCAACUCAAGUCACUUCCUCAGGCUUGACACCUGGAUCCAUAACAGGUAUGGGGAAUGCAAUGUCAGAGCCCUCACAGAUUUCAUGGCCAAAAAUGACACGAGCUGACAUUCAAAAGUAUGCAAAAGUUUUUAUGGAAGUAGACACUGAUAGAGAUGGGAAGAUUACUGGUGAACAGGCACGUAACCUAUUCUUGGGUUGGAGACUGCCAAGAGAGGUCUUAAAGCAGAUUUGGGAUCUAUCAGAUCAAGAUAGUGAUAGCAUGCUUUCUUUAAGGGAGUUCUGUGUUGCACUCUAUUUGAUGGAGCGGUACAGGGAAGGAAAGCCUCUUCCAUCUGUGAUCCCAAAUAGUGUCAUGCUCGACGAAACUUUAGUAACUUUGGCAGGUCCACCUACAGCUUAUGGUGGUAUGACAUGGAAUAAUGCUUCAGGAAUAAGACCACAGCAGGGCAUGCCUGGUGCUCAACCAGUUACGCAUGCUGGUUUAAGACCACCAAUGCAGCCAGAAGUCUCUCAGGCUGAUGGAUCAAGGCAAUAUAACCAGAAUGCUGGAGGUCGUACAUUAGAUAAUUCACAUAGAAAUCAACACAGUAAUGGGCUGGUCAAUUCUCUGGAUGUUGGGGGUCAGGAAGCAGCAGAAACUACUGGAAAGGUUGACAACAAGGAGAAUGUGAUUUUGGAUUCCAGAGAGAAGCUUGAAUACUAUCGAACAAAAAUGCAAGACCUUGUUUUGUACAAAAGUAGAUGUGAUAAUCGACUUAAUGAAAUCACAGAAAGGGCUAGAGCUGACAAGGGCGAGGCUGAGCUGCUGGAGAAGAAAUAUCAAGAAAAGUACAAACAAGUUGCAGAAAUUCAUUCAAAGUUAACUAUUGAAGAGGCUUCCUUUCGUGACAUUCAGGAACGGAAGAUGGAGUUACAACAAGCAAUUACCAAAAUGGAACAAGGUGGAAGUGCUGAUGGUAUUCUUCAGGUGCGUGCUGAUCGUAUACAAUCCGAUCUUGAGGAACUAUUAAAAGCAUUGGCUGAACGUUGCAAGAAACAUUCUGUAGAAGUCAAGUCUGCGGCAAUAAUUGAGCUUCCCCAAGGUUGGCAACCUGGGAUCCCAGAGAUAGCAGCGGUAUGGGAUGAAGAUUGGGACAAGUUUGAUGAUGAAGGAUUUUCUUUUGAUGUUGCCCUUCCUGAAAAGGGCAAGCCAGCAUCUGUUGAGAGAGAAAAAUCUUCUCCAACCCAUACUUAUUCCCCCCCUGAUUCACCGUCCAAUGCUUCUGAGCCUGAGAAACCCUUUGUUGCCGGGCCUAGUGCCUUCGAUUCAGAAUCAGUUUUCAGUGCCGAUGAGUCAAAGAGUCCACGUGGAAGCCCAGAGAGGCCAACAUCAUAUGAAAGUCCGUCUAAAGAAUACUCAGAGGGUCAUUUCAGAAAAAGCUCUGAUGGAGAUGCUGAAACCAACAGAGGCUUUGAUGAACCUUCUUGGGGAGAUUUUGAUAACAAUGAUGAUAUUGAUUCGGUGUGGGGCUUCAAUACUAAGGAUCCGGACGGUGCAAAGAACGAUGAAAAAUAUUUCUUCGGUUCUAAUGAUUUUGGUGCAAGUUCAGAAAGAAGCAGCUCUCCUCGUGCAGAAAGUGCCUUCCCAAAGAGUAACCUGUUCUUUGAGGAUUCUGUUCCCAGCACCCCACUUACGAGGGCCGGUGAUUCUCCAAGGUAUGGCAAUGAUUCAAGAGACCCGUUCGAGAGUUUCUCAAGGUAUGAUUCGUUCAGCACACAAGAUCAUGCCUCAUCUCCCCGUGGAGAGACCUAUGGUCGGUUUGACUCCAUAAGUAGCUCGAGGGGCUUUGACCACAGCAGCAAUUAUUCAUUUGAUGACUCCGACCCCUUCGGUUCUAGUGGCCCGUUUAAGGUCUCUUCAGAUACCAGUAAAGAAAAAUUCUAGACGAUUCGGGACUGUACACGUGAAAUUACACAAAACAGCAGCAGCAUUGAGAUUUUACCUGCGUUUGAUCACUGCAGAAAUCAGCAAAGUUUUGUAGUAUGAUAUUGCUCCAGAAAGAAGAUAGUAGAACGACAGGCACGGGCACGUUCUGCUUCGCGUAUACGGUGUAAAAGAUGACCACAAGACGCAGGAACGCAACAUUUGAAGCUUUCUUGGGAAAUUUUCGUUGUCGCCCUUUCCUGCUGAAGACAAGAGCUGCUUGUAUUCUUUUCAUUAUUUUUCCCCAAGAACUGUUUCUUUUACUUCUGUUUUGGGAUUCUUGUUUCUUUUUCACUUUUGUUAAUUCCAUUUGUGUUGUUCUUUGGGGUUUGGGAUGUGUGUGAAUGUACAAGAAAUGAUCUAAUACUACUAUGUUGUAAUUGAUGACUGAAAACAUGAUGUAUUCCUUUGUAAUCUAUAUUCUGAUGAUUUGCUGAA
Molecule: messenger RNA, 3822 nt
Organism: Salvia splendens (bonfire salvia)
Lineage: Eukaryota; Viridiplantae; Streptophyta; Magnoliopsida; Lamiales; Lamiaceae
Product: epidermal growth factor receptor substrate 15-like 1
Exons: 13
Coding region: 235-3345 (1036 amino acids)
Biological process (GO): endocytosis; endosomal transport
Cellular component (GO): nucleus; plasma membrane; cytoplasm
Molecular function (GO): calcium ion binding; protein binding
Source: RefSeq, a predicted model, not a curated record